Molecule: messenger RNA, 794 nt
Organism: Pelobates fuscus (common spadefoot toad)
Lineage: Eukaryota; Metazoa; Chordata; Amphibia; Anura; Pelobatidae
Gene: UCN3
Product: urocortin 3
Exons: 2
Coding region: 101-568 (155 amino acids)
Biological process (GO): hormone-mediated signaling pathway; adenylate cyclase-activating G protein-coupled receptor signaling pathway; cellular response to nutrient levels
Cellular component (GO): extracellular region
Molecular function (GO): corticotropin-releasing hormone receptor 2 binding; hormone activity
Source: RefSeq, a predicted model, not a curated record
AGUCACUGGUAAGCUUCCUCAUGUUUUUCUUUAUCCUUGGAGGCACAGAGGAGAGAGCUUCACUCAUCAGCACUGCCACAAUCAGGUGCAGGGUGGAAGGAUGCUUCACGCCAGGCUUCUUUUUCUACUUCUUGUUCUCUGUAUGGCCCGUUCUAGUAUUCAAUACAAGUUGUACAAAGCAGAGUCAAUAUUCAGCUGCCUAAAAGAAGCUCUUGAGGAGGCAAAAAGGAGAAGUUUUGAGGAUAACUCCAUUCUUAGUAAGAGAGGCUAUGAUUUUGAACCAAGAGAACAGCUUUUAUCCCAGCAAGAAGAAGAAGACGAGGAAGAAGACGAGAAAGAGAAAAGAACAUUUCCAGCUGCCCGCUACAGAUACCUGUCACAGGCACAGAUGAAAGGUAAACUCUAUCAGAACAAGGCAAAAAGUGAUCGCCGGACCAAAUUCACUCUUUCAUUGGAUGUGCCCACUAAACUUAUGAAUAUUUUGUUCGACAUUGCCAAGUCUAAAAACAUGAGGGCAAAGGCUGCAGCCAAUGCACAGCUCAUGGCCCAGAUUGGCAGAAGAAAGUAAGACUGGCCUGGCCUUGUGUGGGUGAAGAGGGAGGGUAUAAAAGCUGACACUGGACUGGUGUCAUAGAAUUCCCUUCUGUACACACACAUGGCCGCAUCACAGAACUUUUCUUUGUACAGUGCAUUGCUAUAUUCUAAGUCCUUCAAAGCUGCAUUUAUUUCCCAUAUGUUUAUACCCAAGGGUUGAAGUUUCAAUCCCCCUUUAUCGUUUUUUUUUUUUUAGAUUU